Fusarium redolens is the source of this 618-nucleotide messenger RNA. RefSeq lists its product as uncharacterized. The coding region runs from base 1 to 618 and encodes 205 amino acids. The transcript has a single exon. Lineage: Eukaryota; Fungi; Ascomycota; Sordariomycetes; Hypocreales; Nectriaceae. The record is from RefSeq and is a predicted model, not a curated record.
AUGGCCGACAAACGCGGUAGCUCUGCUGCGCCUGAGAUGAACGGCAGCCCCCAUGCUUCCGCCUUGAUCCCUUGCAUCCCUGACAACAUUCUCGAGUGCCAUCAGCGAUUGGAAUCUGGUAUCGCAGGCCCCUAUUUUGUGUCGCUCCCACUGGAACCGCAUCUUUUGGAGAGUAUCUGCCCACAGCUCGAUCAACUCUUCCGCCGCUAUGAUUACGACGCUGAUGCCGGCGUCAUGACCAUCAGAAUGCCAUCCAAGUUUCACGACGACUUUGCUACCGAGUUUGGACUCGUGGUUCAACAACUGAUCGAUGGCAUCCUGCUCACGGUACCCAAUGCGCCCAGAAUCACGAACCGCCAAAGCCGACUAGUGAAGCUCUGGGAGCACAACAAGGGCAAGCAAGGUCGAAGGUGUUUCCCUGAUGGACAGUUCAAAGACGAUCGUGCCGGCAAACCGGGUCUUAUUUUCGAAGUCGGCUAUUCUCAAACCGGAGAUAGCGUUGAGAAGGUUGCUAAAGAUUACAUCGUCGGGACGAAGGGUGCUGUCACUACUGUAGUCUGCUUCGACCUCAAGUACAACCAGGGUCAUUCAUUUGUGUCCAUCUGGCGAGCGAGAUAG